Limulus polyphemus (Atlantic horseshoe crab) is the source of this 1771-nucleotide messenger RNA. It is a transcript of the gene Blos3, whose product is annotated as biogenesis of lysosome-related organelles complex 1 subunit 3-like. Gene Ontology annotation, cellular component: BLOC-1 complex. The record is from RefSeq and is a predicted model, not a curated record. The transcript has 7 exons. Lineage: Eukaryota; Metazoa; Arthropoda; Merostomata; Xiphosura; Limulidae. Bases 40 to 612 code for a protein of 190 amino acids.
ACAUCAGCCCUGUUGGAUAGUGAUUCCCUAAAUUGUAAGAUGUCAGGGGCAGGUGAUGGAGUCCAUGUUAUUAGUGGAAUGGAUGGAGAGUCAGAUGAAGAUUUUGAAGUAUCAACCAUAAUGUCAAAACCAGAACAAAGUUCAAAGCCAGUGAUGUCUCAGCAAGGCAUUGUCGUGUCUGGUGAAGCACCAGAAUCAGAUGAAGAAGAGAGAACUAGUCCAGUGAUAGAAGAAACUUCUGAUUUAGCUUUAUCGAAACAUCGAAGAACAAGGCACCUUUUAAAGGAUGAUAGUGAUACGAGUGAUAUAUCAUCAACUAAAUCAGAUGAUUGCUUGAAGUAUAACACAUUAUUGCAUAAGAAGCUCAGAGAGAGAAAUAUCAGCAUGCAGAAACAUGUUGAACAGUUGAUUUAUUUGCCUUAUGAGUCAGCAGGUAGAGAGAUCAACAGCAUCACACAACAGUUGUUAAAAUCCCAGGAUCUUGUUCAGGAGCUGGCAUCUUCCAUGCGUAAGGUGACUAAUGAUUUGUUCCAGUUAGAAGACAGGCUUGAUGCAGUGCUACAGGAUACCUGUUUACCAGAUUUUCGGUUUACAUUGGUUCCUGCAGUAUAAAAAAAGUUGAAAUGGGGUUCACAUGUUUUGUUUUUCAAAAGCUGCAAUCCUUCUAAGAACUGAUUGUUUCAUUUUCAAACAACAAAUUCAAGUUAUGCAUGAUUGAUAGACCACAUUCUAUUAGAACUAAAUAGUAUUAUCAUUUAUGUAACUCUAAAAAUAUAUCUUAGUUAUGUUCUAAAAUUGAAAUAUUUCUAUAUAUUAUCUAAAUUAUAAAUGUAACAAAUUGAAAAGUUAAGGUUUGCUACAGUAUUAGGUUUGUCACACAAGUCAUCUGUCUUGAGGUAAAGUUGAGUUUAUUACCAAACUCCAAUAUAAUUAUGAGUUUCAUAAUUAAAAUACUUUGGCUUCCACUUCCAUCAUAAGUCGUGUGUUUAACAGUUCUCUAACAUCAUUCGUGUUUGAACAGCUGUAUCAAAGUGAUCAUGUUUAUUUAAAAGUUUCAUUCAACUCACAACUCAACUUCCUUUUAAAACCAGAAAGUUUACAAUUUGAUCCUCAUUAAAAGUGAUCAACCCUAACAUACUUGUAGGCGAGUCUAAGUUGCCAAAUAUGAUAAGAUAAGGAAACGAUAUGAAAUAGCUUUGCACAAGGUUUUAUGUUACGGUUUUAUUUUAUCUUAAAAAAUCUGAUUUUAUUUCCAUAUGCUUCUUUUUGAGAUAAAAGACAUUUUUAUGUAUUAUAGUAGUUGCCAAAAAUUUGUUGUGUUGUCUUUCUAAUUGUAAAUUGGAAACAAUAUUGUUGAUGUUGCCAACUACAAAAGUAAGUCAUUUUUUUAUGAAAAGCAUGAAAAAAUAUAGAUUAUUACAUAUGCUUAUCCAUAUGUAUAACUUUAUGUAGAAUUGUAUGGUUUGAACUUUGCUAGCUUUUGUCAAAUCAUCAACUGAUUUCUGAAGGUAAAUACUAAUAUGUUAAUAUUGUAUCUGUACUGUUUACCAGAUGUGCUCUCAUUACAUAACUACACAACUUCUCACUUCCAUUUCUAAACAAACAACAAUUUUAGUACCUUAAGGGUUUACAUCAGAAUAUGAAAUUGAAUUGCUACACACAUGUUGCUUUUAUCUCUGGUAUAACACCAACAAACAUGUCAAUUUUCUUAUCACACCAGUACACAUGCAUCAUUUACUUCUAGUAUCACACUAGUAUAUAUAUACACACA